Messenger RNA from Erigeron canadensis, 2637 nucleotides. RefSeq names its product receptor-like protein kinase FERONIA. Gene Ontology annotation, biological process: protein phosphorylation. The record is from RefSeq and is a predicted model, not a curated record. Bases 24 to 2522 code for a protein of 832 amino acids. Lineage: Eukaryota; Viridiplantae; Streptophyta; Magnoliopsida; Asterales; Asteraceae. The transcript has a single exon. Gene Ontology annotation, molecular function: ATP binding; protein kinase activity.
UCUUCCUACUCCUUAAAACCACCAUGUUCACCCUCUCUAUACCACUAUGUACCUUGCUCCUUGUCUAUUUCACCGCUGGGGUUGCACAACCAGCUUACAAACCAACAGAUCGCAUCUUUGUCGACUGUGGUUCAUCCACCAAUUCCACUUCCAGUUCCAACCAGACAUGGGAGGGUGAUGAAAAAUCCAAAUUUGUACCUUCCGACUUCACCACAACUUCCUUUUCAUUCAACGCUUCAUAUCAAGAUUCUUCUUACGAUAAAAUCCCUUAUUUGACUGCCCGAAUCUUUAACACUUCAUCAUUCACCUACACUUUUCCAGUGUCUCCAGGGCCCAAAUUUCUCCGCCUCCAUUUCUAUCCAACCAACUACUCCAACCUUGAUACGAAAACAUCUUUCUUCUCUGUAUCAUCCAAUGGCUACUCUCUUUUAACCAACUUCAGUGCCUUGCUACACGUGUUGUUUCAAAAAGAGACUCUCUGGGAUGCAAAACUUGUCAAGGAAUUCCUCAUCCAUGUAAACAAUACACAAACACUAAACGUUGUCUUUACACCUUCGCCCAACUCAUAUGCCUUCAUCAAUGGUAUUGAAAUCGUCUCAAUGCCCGACGAUCUGUAUUUUAAUAAUGCUACUAACCCCAAACCCGUAGGUAUGACUACAGGACCCGUUAUUGAUAACAAUACGGCUCUUGAAAAUAUAUACCGGUUAAACAUGGGCGAGGGACAAAUAUCCGGUAAAGAUGAUACAGGUAUGUACCGGUUUUGGGAUCAAGAUGAUAGCUACCUAUACGGUGCGAACAACGACGUAUACGGUCCAGGGCUUUGGUUGACGCCUUUUAACAAGACUCCGAUCACGUACACUCCUGAGACACCGGCUUAUACAGCACCUGAGAAAGUUUACCAAACCCAAAGGAGUAUGGGCAAUUUUUCUUAUCUAUACAAUCUGACUUGGACACUUCCAGUUGAUUCUGGGUUUUAUUACAUGCUCAGGCUCCAUUUUUGCAACAUCAUACCACAGUAUACAAAAAGUCAUCGAGUGGUUUUCACGAUUUUUAUUAAUAAUCAAACUGCUGAAGAGCAAGCUGAUCUGUUUGAAUGGACCCAAGGUAGCGGAUAUCCGUUUUUCAAGGAUUAUGUUGUGUCAGUCAAGAGGACAGAUGGCUACCCAAGCAAGCAAGAUUUGUGGCUUGCAUUGUAUCCUUACAUAGAUUUUUCUGGAGCAUCUUUAGAUGCUUUUUUGAAUGGUUUGGAAGUCUUCAAGCUAAGCUUGCUGGAGAGUCUGUCUGCUCCAAACCCUGAUUAUGUUUAUCAACCCUUAAAACUGAAGGAGAAGAAGAAGACUCCAGGGUAUGCCACAAUAAUUGGAGGUGUAGGGGGAGGAUUAGUUUUGCUUAUUGUUUUACUUAUUCUUUUAUGGAAGCAUAAGCGUACCCGUAGCAACCAUAACCCAUUACUUACGUUAGAGGGUUGCCGUCAUUUUACACUCAAAGAAGUGAAAGCUGCUACCAAUAAGUUUAACGACAAUUGUAUCAUUGGCAAUGGAGGAUUUGGCAAGGUGUAUAGAGGACAUAUAGACAACUCUACAAAAAUUGUAGCAAUCAAAAGGCUUAGUCCAUCAUCAAACCAAGGUUUUCAGGAAUUCAUAACAGAAAUAGAAUUGUUGUCUAAAAUACGCCAUGUCCACCUAGUGUCCCUGAUUGGAUAUUGCGAUGAAAAUAAAGAGAUGAUCCUUGUGUACGAUUACAUGGUGAAUGGAACUCUACGAGAACAUCUCUACAACACAAACAACCCUCCUUUGCCAUGGAAAACACGUCUCAAUAUUUGCAUUGGAGCGGCUAAAGGGUUGCAUCAUCUCCAUUCAACUGAAAAGCAUACAAUAAUUCAUCGAGAUGUCAAGUCCACAAACAUCUUACUUGAUGAGAAUAUGGUUGCUAAAGUGUCUGAUUUCGGUUUGUCAAAGAUAAGCUCAAAUGAUCCGUCAGAUACACAUGUAACCACAAUGGUAAAAGGUAGUAUCGGGUAUAUUGAUCCAGAAUAUCGCAAAAGCCAACACCUGAGGCAAAAGUCAGAUGUGUACUCGUUUGGGGUGGUUCUGUUUGAAGUGUUGUGUGCAAGACCUGUUAUCGAUCCAUGGGUGAGCGCUGAACAAGUGAGUUUGGCAGAAUGGGGCAAGAUUUGCUAUCAAAGGGGAACACUUAUUGAAAUAAGUGAUCCGAACAUAAGUGGUGAGGUUGCAGCAGAGUGUUUAAGGAAGUUCGGAGAGGUUGCAUAUAGUUGCUUGCAUGAGGGAGGGAGUGCACGACCAGCUAUGGAGGAGGUCGUUCGUGGACUAGAGUGUGUGUUGCAGCUACAAGUAGUUGCCGAGGAAAUGGUCAUUGGAAAUGUUGGCAAGAAAAUUAUGUCAGAAAAGCAAAAUGGGAAAGAAGAUGAGGGAAAUGUUGCAUUAAUUAGCAAAGUGUCACUCAACGAUGGUGAAUCUAAGGAGUCCCUAGUGAUCGAAUUAUCGACAACUUUAAGUAGUUAAUAUAAGGAUUUAGGCCUUAGGAUUCUAUUUUCAUUGGAUAACUUAGUAAUAUACUGUAACUUGUGAAUUUAUAUAUCAAAAUUACAAUGGUGUCAUUACAGUAAUCCAAAAUUUG